Messenger RNA from Paramecium sonneborni, 1420 nucleotides. Lineage: Eukaryota; Ciliophora; Oligohymenophorea; Peniculida; Parameciidae. The record is from the annotation of a GenBank genome assembly.
UUAAAUGAAUCGGCAAAAUUAGUUGACUAUUAGAGCUUCUUUAAAGAAUACACUAUUUUGUAAAAACAGAAGGAAUUUGAAAUAAAAUGUUCCACCUUAAAACUCGUCUCCUCCAAUACAAAAUAAUCAACCAAAAAGCAUAAACUAACAAUUUAGACAUUUUAGUGAUAUUUAUGAAUAUGGCCAUCAUCAGAUCGGUUAUACGAAUAUUUAUCUUUAGGUGAAGGAGCUCAUGGGAUUGUAAAGAAAUGUUACAAGAGAGAUCAAAACAAUUAGAAUCUUUAAGAAAGAACCACCUAUGCCGUUAAAAUCUUUAGAACUGGAGACACAGAAAUAAUUAAUACAAUUAGAGAAACAUUUUAAAUAAAUAGAGCAUUGAAUGAUCUGAAUUGUGUUGUUAAAGCAUUAGAUCUAUUUAUAAAUUCAAAGAGAGAAGAGCAUCAUUUUGUUAUGGAAUAUUGUCCAUAUUAGAGUUUAGAAUAAAGAAUGGGAAAGUUAAGUUUGGAAAAUAUUUAAAUAAUUGCUUUAAAUUUAGCUUAAUCAAUAAAAUAGUUGCACUAAAGAGGAAUCUGUCAUAGAGAUUUAAAACCAGACAAUAUUCUAAUUGGAGAUACAUUAGGAUUGAAAUUAAUAGAUUUUGGUGUUUCAAAAAGAUUUGUAGUGAAAGGAAAGAUAACUAAAAAAAUAGAUAUGUGGACAAGAACUGGUUCAUUAUUUUAUUAAGCUCCUGAAAUAUUUUUAGGAGGUGGUUAUAAUGAAAAAGGUAUGAAUAAUAAAUAUAUUAAAAGUUGAUAUAUGGUCAAUAGGUAUUAUUUUAUAUUAAUUAUUGGUUGGAUAGUUACCAUUUUAAUAGGAAACAGUAUUAGAUACAAUAGAGAUGAUACGAGAUUCAGAAAUAAAUGUAAAAAACACAGUUGCAUUUAAAAAACUGAAUCCAUUAGAAUAAGAUCUUUUAAAGAGACUUUUAAAAAAGGAUCCAGAAAAAAGAUUAUCAGCAGAAGGUUUGUAAAAAAUAAUUUAUAAAAAGACUUUGUUUUACAUCCUUGGCUUUAGAAAAGAUAAUAGAAAAAGUCAACAAAGAGUUUUGAUGAUUGUGAUAUAGUAGAUAUUAGAAAAGGUGAUGGAAUGUUGAUAUCAUCAGAAAUAUCAAAUUAGAAAUAAUAUUUACCAAGGAGUAAAAAUCCUUUGAUUGUUCCAAUUUAAGAAGAGAAAGUUUCUAGUCCUUUGAAAAUACGUUGGAAUAAUUGGGAUACACAUGUUCAUUAUGUUCCUUAGGAUUAAAUUAGAAAUAUUAAUUUGGAUGAUCGAUCUUUGAUGAGUUCCUAAGAAUUUAUUAAUGAUGAAAAGAAAAAAGAUGAAGUAAGGGAUUUUUAAGUUGGUUUAAUAAGAACAACAUCAGAGCAUUUUGAUUAACUAUGAC